AGAUUUCCCUAUUACAAAGAUAGAUUUCCAGCAUGGCAGAACAGCAUUCGUCACAACCUAAGUCUCAAUGAUUGCUUCAUUAAGAUGCCUAGAGAACCAGGCAAUCCAGGCAAGGGCAACUACUGGACUCUUGACCCAGCAUCCGAGGACAUGUUCGAUAACGGCAGCUUUCUUCGGAGAAGGAAAAGGUGA
Molecule: messenger RNA, 192 nt
Organism: Helobdella robusta
Lineage: Eukaryota; Metazoa; Annelida; Clitellata; Rhynchobdellida; Glossiphoniidae
Exons: 2
Biological process (GO): cell differentiation; regulation of transcription by RNA polymerase II; anatomical structure morphogenesis
Molecular function (GO): RNA polymerase II cis-regulatory region sequence-specific DNA binding; DNA-binding transcription factor activity, RNA polymerase II-specific
Source: RefSeq, a predicted model, not a curated record